Molecule: messenger RNA, 750 nt
Organism: Neoarthrinium moseri
Lineage: Eukaryota; Fungi; Ascomycota; Sordariomycetes; Amphisphaeriales; Apiosporaceae
Exons: 4
Coding region: 1-750 (249 amino acids)
Molecular function (GO): hydrolase activity
Source: RefSeq, a predicted model, not a curated record
AUGGCGACCCAGACACCCACUGUUGGAGAGCGCACCAUACUUCCAACGUCAAUAAAGUCGUUUCCAGAGGAUAAUCCCGCACUUCGCAUAGAUGGACGCGAGGAUUUCCACCAAGAGCGACGACAUCAUCUGGAGGUUUUGGGGCUUUCGAAUUUAGCAGAAACUCGAAGUGCUCCUACUGGCCGCGUUAAAUUUGCAGGCAUCCGUGGACACUAUGGGAAGGUUGCUCUGGAUGACUAUGAGGACGUUCUGGCUUGGACACAAGGCGAGGAAGAUGCAUCUCGUGGUAUUUCUGCCGAACGUGUCCUAGGAGGCGGUGACUCAGCCGGUGGGAACAUGACAGCCGCACUGAGUCUGGGGCUGAAGGAUGAAGGCAAGCAGCCAAUGAAAUUCCAGAUUCUCCUCUUCCCCGAGGCUAGGCUGCCAUUCGACACUCCUACUGUCGCAGAAAACAACUCAGGACUCUACUUGGAGUGCAACGGCAUCUUCUCAUUAGCAGACCAUUAUCUGCCUCGUACACCCAAUAAGUAUUACCCACCAUCACACCGCUAUGUUUCUCCUAGCAUACAGAAAACUGAGAACUUGACGGGCGUGCCACCAGCAGCAGUGUUCACCUGCGGGUUUGACUCGCUAAGAGACGAUGGGGUUGAGUAUGCCAACGAACUUGAAAGUAUCGGGAAUAAGAUUUCAGAGGCUGCGAAAGCGUCCACUGAUGUGACCGAGGGGACAAAGAAACUUGCCAGUGCAUAG